AUGGUGAGCGCCAAACGAAAGAGAGACGAGCAAGAUGUCGAGAAUACGAGCCCACGAAAGUUACGAACGCAGACAGUGGAGGACGAUCGCGUGAGCGAGCUUGAGGCGCAAACGCCGUCAAGACGAGGCAGGGGGCUUGUACAAGAAAAUGGAACACCACGGUCCAUCUUGAAGCAGUCCGGACUUAGAACCGAGUUCGGUGCUACACCUAGAUCCAAUCGCCGCCUCCUGUUCGCGACGCCCACGAAAGCAGCAAGCGACGAAACUCCAAGUGGCACGCCGACCAUUGUUCGCAACGCCGACCGCAGCGCCCGUCGCAAGAGUAACCGCAAGCUGAUCGAUCGUACCAUUAAUGGGCCAGAUAGCGAGGAUGAGGCGUUGGACGAGGAGGAUAUGCUGGCACAACAGAUCUUGAGUGAAGAAGAGCAUGGCCAGGAUGAAGAACAAGACACAGAAGCUGGUGCUCAGGAAGCUGUUCCCGUGCCGGAGACACCGUCGAAACGGCCGCGAGGACGACCGAAAGGCACCGGGAAGAAUCAAUUGGCAGCAAAGGCGAGAAAGGAACGUGAGCCCACACCGCCCAAUGAGCUACCAGCCCACGAGGUAUACUUUUGGCAGAACCGUCCUGGAGGCACCAAAACUUCCAACAACACCCUACCUUCGCACACUCUCUUGAAUCAUGAUGAGUACUUCGACACAAUGCAAUCGUAUGCGGAUCGCCACAAACCGGAGAAAGACUUUCUGCUGGAGCUGCACAGUCGAGCGUACGACCAAUGGAUAUUUGAGCUGGAAGAAGGCUUCAACAUCUGCCUCUACGGUUACGGCUCAAAGCGAGCCAUCACUGACGAGUUCACGGCACGAAUUUAUCAACAUCUCCUGGACCAAGCACCCUACAGGGGAACCAAGAAGACACCUAAGAUCGCGGUCAUCAACGGCUACACGCCAGGUGUAAUACUGAAAGACAUCCUCACGACUGUUGCAUCUGCUGCCAUUCCUAAGAGUGGAAAGCUGCCUAACCAGCCUGCUUCACUGUUAAAUUACAUUUUGGAUCAUCUAUCCCGAAACCCACCACCACAUCCUCUUUUGAUCGUGAUCAAUUCGAUUGAUUCGGCAAAUCUACGAAAGCAUCCAACACCGGCGAUGUUAGCCUUGUUAGCGGCACAUCCCUCAAUUAAUCUCGUUUGCACAGCGGACACGCCGAACUUCCCCUUACUAUGGGAUGUGGGUUUAAGGGCGCAGUAUAAAUUUCUCUUCCACGACGCCACAACAUUCGCCACGUACAAUGUCGAGAUAGACACAGUGGAGACUGUGAAUGAACUUCUUGGACGCAGCGGGAGAAGGAUUGGUGGACGCGAUGGCGUUGGUUUCGUUUUGAAAUCUUUGCCCGAGCACGCAAGAGCACUGUUUCGCAUCAUUGUCACUGAGCAGCUCGCCUUGGCGUACAUGGAAGAUGAGGAGCAAGCCGAGGAUGAGGAACUCGCUGCCACGUCGAAAAGCAAGAGGAAUGGGCCGCGUGCCGCGCCCGAAGCUACGCAGGGAGUGGAGUAUCGCACACUAUAUCACAAAGCCAGGGAUGAGUUUGUUUGUACGAGCGAAGUUGCUUUUAGAACCCUCCUGAAGGAGUUCCAUGAUCACCAGAUGAUAGAGAGCAGAAAAGAUUCGAUGGGUACGGAGAGGUUAGUGGUGCCUUUCCGCCAAGAAGAACUGGAGACGUUGGUCGAAGAACUGGCCGGUGGAGACGCGUUCUAA
Messenger RNA from Didymosphaeria variabile, 1749 nucleotides. It is a transcript of the gene ORC2, whose product is annotated as Origin recognition complex subunit 2. Gene Ontology annotation, molecular function: DNA replication origin binding. Bases 1 to 1749 code for a protein of 582 amino acids. Gene Ontology annotation, cellular component: nuclear origin of replication recognition complex; nucleus. The transcript has a single exon. Gene Ontology annotation, biological process: DNA replication; regulation of DNA-templated transcription. The record is from RefSeq and is a predicted model, not a curated record. NCBI's taxonomy places the organism in Eukaryota, Fungi, Ascomycota, Dothideomycetes, Pleosporales, Didymosphaeriaceae.